CACGCUACAAUUUUGGAAUUCUACAGGAUGAAACACAUCAAUCAUAAUUACUAAUAACUACGAUAAACAUCAAGUUACAGAGAAAAAAAAGAUGUCGCUUCUCCUCCAUGCCCAGCACACCACGUCGACCGCAAUAAGAACAAGCUUCCUUGACGAUGGCACGUCAAAUUUCAACUUCCAGAAGCACGAAGACCCGAGCAUUUACGAGAGACUUGCCAAAAUUCCAGUUGCAAGGAGAGACAUCGGAACGGCCAUGCAACCACGAAUUUUCUGUAAUGGUGAAGGUGUGCCACGGUUUGGGAUAAGGUUGGAAGAUGUCGAAGUGGAAGCAGAAGCAGAUGCUUCUGGAAAUGUAAAUAGCUAUAGCACUGCUGGUGUUAAUAAUAUCAAUCAGGAAUGGCGCCUAGUGGAUCUGCUGCAGGGAACACCCAGUACGACUGGUGACGAUCCAGUGCCGAAUUACCUUCAUUUACCCGACUAUCCUCUUGACCACAGUGAAGAUCACGUUUUGAGCUUUGCAGGCUUCAGGCCUGGAACUGGCUUUUCUCGUGCUCAUAGUGGUAGGAAAAUAGAGGUAGUAGGCUUAGAACCGGCUGCGGGUGGAGAGGAGGGGGGAAGCUACGCGAAGCGCACGACGGAAGUAAAGCUCCUGAAGAAGAUGGACGACGUUGCAGUACCGCAAGCGCGUGUUGCAAGUAAUAGCUCGACGACUAGUGCUGGGCAGAAGAAGAAGCCUGCUCCGUCUUCCAAGAGCAAGUGGAUGAUGAAGAUGGCUGAGAAGAUUAAGACGACGAAGAAAGGGAACGAACUAGCUGGUCCUGCUGCGAAAUAUGCGAGUUCUGCUCGUCUAGAUCUUGAAGGAUCUUCGACUUCUAUGUUAAGUUCGCCAUCGACUGCGUCAUCUUUCAAAGAAAAAGGAAAAGCAAAAGUAGAACAGCCACCCUCCAAGGAGCAACCCAAAGCCAAAGGAACACAACCCUCUCAUCCUGGAACAAACCAGUCGACUGGUCAGAAACUCAAGAAUCUGAUGAUCCGACCAAAACAAGUAGAGUCCGAAACUACGCACUUCGUCAAAUCCUACGAUCAAACGUUUGAUCCGAGCAAAGUACGACCCCUAGUCAUAAAGGUCGAAGGCGAAUCACCUGGAUUUUGGUCAAGAUACACAGAAAGCAAUUGUAAAAUUGGAGAUGGUCGUGGAGCUGAUGAUGAUGACGACAGUGGUUCAUCUGGCGCAGGUGGAGGUCAACUACAAGAGGAUGAUUCACAAGAACUAGCGCAAGGAGCCAAAAGUAAAUCCACAAUUCUUAAUCAUCAUGUGAAUAAAGCCUACCCUUUUCGGUGUUACAAUGUGACAACACUAUCACCCGCAGCUGAAAAUGCUAAACACUUUCUUUUUUAACCAAAAGAGCAAAAAAGGAGAGAAAUUAAAGACCUUCAGUGAAAGGCACUGCAAACACCUCCUGCUAGGCAUGU
Amoebophrya sp. A25 is the source of this 1473-nucleotide messenger RNA. Lineage: Eukaryota; Dinophyceae; Syndiniales; Amoebophryaceae. The record is from the annotation of a GenBank genome assembly.